CGCGCCCCGGCUGGGCCAGAGCUCCCGGCCCACUGCUCCCCGCCGCUUCUCGACUGGCCCCUGCAUGCAUCCCGGGGGCAAGCACAGGGCUGAGCUUCCAGAAAGGCGCGAAGAUAUUUAGCUAAGGUUUCAGGACCUUUUUUGAGAGAAGAUGAGUGUGUCUGCCAGGAUAAUGUAACUGGAGGGCCCAGGUUUGUGCCGACUCAGCCAUGGGAGCCAAUACUUCAAGCAAAGCUCCAGUGUUUGAUGAAAAUGCAGACGUCAACUUUGACCACUUUGAAAUUUUGCGAGCCAUUGGGAAAGGCAGUUUUGGGAAGGUCUGCAUUGUUCAGAAGAAUGAUACCAAGAAAAUGUAUGCCAUGAAGUACAUGAACAAACAGAAGUGUGUUGAGCGAAACGAAGUGAGAAAUGUCUUCAAAGAACUGCAGAUCAUGCAGGGAUUGGAGCAUCCUUUCCUGGUUAAUUUGUGGUACUCCUUCCAGGACGAGGAGGACAUGUUCAUGGUGGUGGACCUCCUGCUGGGCGGGGACCUGCGUUAUCACCUGCAGCAGAAUGUUCGCUUCCAGGAAGACACUGUGAAGCUCUUCAUCUGUGAGCUGGCCUUGGCCUUGGACUAUCUGCAGAGUCAGCGUAUCAUUCACAGGGAUAUGAAGCCUGACAAUAUUUUGCUUGAUGAACAUGGACAUGCACACAUCACCGACUUCAACAUUGCUGCCAUGUUGACCAAGGAGAUGCGGAUCACCACCAUGGCUGGCACCAAGCCUUACAUGGCUCCUGAGAUGUUCAACUCCAGAAGAGAGGCAGGCUACUCCUUUGCCGUUGACUGGUGGUCCCUGGGAGUGACGGCGUAUGAGCUGCUGAGAGGCAGGAGACCGUAUCACAUUCGCUCCAGUACUUCCAGCAAGGAAAUUGCACACAUGUUUGAGACGGCUAUUGUGACUUAUCCUUCAUCCUGGUCACAGGAAAUGGUGUCACUUCUUAGAAAGCUACUUGAACCUAAUCCGGACCAACGGUUUGCUCACUUGUCUGAUAUUCAGAACUUCCCCUAUAUGAAUGACAUGAACUGGGAUGCAGUUUUGCAGAAGAAGCUUGUUCCAGGCUUUAUCCCUAACAAAGGCAGGCUGAAUUGUGACCCCACCUUUGAACUUGAAGAAAUGAUUUUGGAGUCCAAACCCCUUCAUAAAAAGAAGAAACGCCUGGCAAAGAAGGAGAAGGAGAUGAGGAAAUGUGAUUCCACUCAGAUGUGCCUUCUCCAAGAACACCUGGAAUCUGUCCAGAAAGAGUUCAUCAUUUUCAACAGAGAAAGAGUAAAAAAAGACUUUAAUAAAAGAGCAGCAGACCUAACCUCGGAACAAACCAAAGGCUCACAAGGAGAGGAUGGGCAGAAUAACAACCUGUGAUGGACAGGACACCCUCUGCAUCUUUCUGGACAUCCUUUCCCCCAGGUCAGCCACUUUCAUUCUCUACAUCCGGGAAAGGCUGACAGACCUGCUUGUCUCUCCACUCCUCAGCUGCCUUGGGAAUCCACAUGAGCAUCUUCAGAAGGAGUCAACAGGACAUGGCAGAGAGGG
Molecule: messenger RNA, 1571 nt
Organism: Sorex fumeus (smoky shrew)
Lineage: Eukaryota; Metazoa; Chordata; Mammalia; Eulipotyphla; Soricidae
Gene: STK32A
Product: serine/threonine kinase 32A
Exons: 13
Coding region: 210-1400 (396 amino acids)
Biological process (GO): regulation of signal transduction; protein phosphorylation; G protein-coupled receptor signaling pathway
Molecular function (GO): G protein-coupled receptor binding; G protein-coupled receptor kinase activity; ATP binding
Source: RefSeq, a predicted model, not a curated record